Messenger RNA from Nilaparvata lugens (brown planthopper), 2523 nucleotides. It is a transcript of the gene SCOT, whose product is annotated as succinyl-CoA:3-ketoacid coenzyme A transferase 1, mitochondrial. Gene Ontology annotation, cellular component: mitochondrion. The record is from RefSeq and is a predicted model, not a curated record. Gene Ontology annotation, molecular function: succinyl-CoA:3-oxo-acid CoA-transferase activity. NCBI's taxonomy places the organism in Eukaryota, Metazoa, Arthropoda, Insecta, Hemiptera, Delphacidae. Gene Ontology annotation, biological process: ketone body catabolic process. The transcript is spliced from 11 exons. The coding region runs from base 304 to 1920 and encodes 538 amino acids.
AGGGUGGAAACAAAAUUCUUAUUUCUAAUCAUUUCAUCCAAAAAAGUUUUCUAUUAAAAAUAUAGAAUUUUAUUUCAAAUUCGGGAAUUUUCAAAGCAGAGUAUAUUUAUUUUUUAUAUACUAAACAGCCAGAGCUACAUAACAGAUGAUGGGAGUUGAUUUGAAUUUGAUUAAUUCUAAAAGGCAUUGGUACUAAGAAGCAGCCGAAUUCUCAAAGCUUAACCUUUUUCUGUUGAAUAAUAUUAUUGAAAUGAAUUUACUUUCAAUUAAAUAAUAGAUCAUUGAAAUAGUGCAUAAUCAAGUAUGGAGCUUUCCGUACGAAACGUUCUUUUGAGAAAUUUUAGAAAUUUCAUUUCUUACAAGAUUCUGAAACGCACAUUAUUGACUUGUAAUAAACGUAGAACACAAUGUUUUCCGGAUACUGCAUCAGCUUUGCAAACUGUUCCUGAUGGAGCUAGGAUUUUGAUUGGAGGUUUUGGACUAUGUGGGAUACCUGAAAAUCUUAUUUCAGCCUUACUGAAAAGUGGGGCAAAAGACCUUACCGUGAUAACGAACAAUCCUGGAGUUGGUGAUUAUGGUGUGGGAUUACUCAUCAAGGAAAGAAGAGUGAAAAGGCUGAUCGCUUCCUACAUUGGUGAGAACCCCGAAUGCGAACGCCAGUACAUGACUGGCCAACUCGAAGUCGAAUUGAUUCCUCAGGGUACACUGGCGGAGAAGAUCCGCGCGGGCGGAGCGGGAAUUCCGGCUUUCUACACGCCGACCGGCGCCGGCACGAUCAUGCAGCUGGGAGGAGUGCCCAUCAAGUACAGGGAGGCCGAGGAGGCGACGCCACAAGACGCCGAUUCAGACGCCGGUCUGGACCCUGAAGAGCGGCUCGGCGUCGAGAUUGCAUGCUCAGGACGCCACUCGCAGAUGUUCGGCGACAAAGAGUACAUUCUCGAGGAAGCCAUCACUGCCGACUUCGCGCUCGUCAAAGCUUUCCGAGCUGAUAAGAAGGGCAACCUUGUUUUCAGGAUGUCUGCCCGGAACUUCAACCCCACAAUGUGUAAAGCGGCCGAUGUAUCCAUAGUUGAGGUGGAAGAACUUGUUGAUGAACUGCAACCAGAUGAAAUUCAUGUGCCUAGCAUUUACGUUCAUAGGUUUGCGGUGGGAGAAAAAUACGAAAAAAGGAUCGAGAAAUUGACCAUCAAGAAAACUUCUAAAUCAUCAGAAUCUGUUAUCACCGCAAGCGAGUUCACAAGUCAUAGAGAAACAAUUGCCAAAAGAGCUGCUUUGGAAUUCAAAGAUGGAAUGUUUGUAAAUCUGGGAAUAGGCCUGCCGACAUUGGCAAGCAACUACAUUCCCGAAGGCGUGAACGUAACAAUCCAGACUGAGAACGGCAUCCUGGGCAUCGGCGGUUACCCGACUCGGUCCAAGGUGGAUCCCGAUCUAAUCAAUGCCAGCAAAGAGCUAACAACCAUUCUUCCUCACGCUAGUUUCUUCUCCAGCGAUGAAAGCUUUGCCAUGAUCAGAGGGGGUCAUCUGGACUUGACAAUCCUUGGAGCUUUGCAAGUCUCUCAGUAUGGUGAUUUGGCAAGUUGGAUGAUUCCUGGCAAAAUGGUGAAAGGGAUGGGAGGUGCUAUGGACCUGGUUUCAGCCCCGAAGACCAAAGUGAUAGUUGUAAUGGAGCACUUGGCUAGUGAUGGAAGUCCCAAGAUAGUCGACAGCUGCAAUCUACCUCUCACAGGAGUCAAGUGUGUUGAUCUCAUCAUUACAGAUAAGGGUGUUUUCAAGGUGGAUCCCGAAAGUGGACUGACUCUUAUUGAGUUGGCCGAAGGCGUCGAAAUUCCAGACUUGAUGGUCAAUACACCAUGCACUUUCGAAAUAUCACCAGAAUUGAAAACUAUGGAACUAAAAAAGAACACUGAAGCCGCUUCCUAGUUGGAUGAUAUAUGCUCGAUAUAAGGCAAAAUGACUGCUUUAAGGGUAUUUUAUAGUCUUCAAAUCUAAUCGUUGCAUUAAAUUACAACUAAACCGCAUCUCAAUUCAAUAAUAGGAACUUCACAGCGGAUUAUUAUAUCAGUUUGAGGAACUAAGUUUUUCCCAAUUUGUCAUUUUUAUUAGUGCAUCAAGACGUUAAUGCACGUUAAAUUUGUAGCCAACUUGCAACGACUAACAAUAUCUUCUUAAAAUAAUUUUACCUAUAUUUUGGACUUGUUCUUAUAAUCUUUAAAUUUCAAAUCAUAUUAUUGAAAUUGAAAUAUCUAUGUUUAACCAACAUGAGUCCAAGUUUAUUUUCACGUUCACAUUAAAAUUAUACUUUUCACGGAAAUUAAAAUUGUUGUAUUCAAAGUAAAAUUUACUUUGAAUAUAAUCCUAAUAUUUUGUGACAGAUAGGUCUACUUUUUGUAAGGAUUAUAUUCUGUCUAAUAGUUACCUGUAUCGAUAUCACUCGUAUACAAUUUAAAAGAAAAUUUAUGACUUCGAUUCUACACUAAGUUAUAACUUGUAAAUUCUACAAUAAAAAUCUAUUAAGAAUCAAAA